Octopus bimaculoides (California two-spot octopus) is the source of this 3866-nucleotide messenger RNA. RefSeq names its product atrial natriuretic peptide receptor 1. NCBI's taxonomy places the organism in Eukaryota, Metazoa, Mollusca, Cephalopoda, Octopoda, Octopodidae. Gene Ontology annotation, molecular function: protein kinase activity; ATP binding; adenylate cyclase activity. Gene Ontology annotation, cellular component: plasma membrane. The record is from RefSeq and is a predicted model, not a curated record. Gene Ontology annotation, biological process: protein phosphorylation; receptor guanylyl cyclase signaling pathway; intracellular signal transduction.
AUUACUCUGUAUGGGAGAAGAAGACAUUCAUCAUUUGCUUUUUCGGAACCAAAAUAUUGGAAUUAUUGAGAAGCAUCAUGCAGUAAUCAUGUUCAAUCCAUCUCCUUACCGGACAGUUCAAGAAUAUAUGGAAAGAAUAACACGCCAGACUUCAAAAAGUCAACCACAACAUAUGGCAACCAUUCACAACAUACUUGAAUAUACUUUUGUUUUACAAGUUUCGUUCCUUUCAGAACUUCCAUCCAACUAUGCAAGCUCUGUUGUUGACUUGAAUGUCAGUAGGUAUUUUGUAGAAAAUAAACAAGACACACACAAUUUACAUUACACUUCCAUUAUCAGGGAUGUGCUUCAGAUGUUGCUUUACACAAAUAAUAACAGUUCUUCUUGUCCUAACACAGAGACAUUGAAAAAAUCUCUACAACAGAUAGCAUUUCGAUCUCCUGCUGGGUGGAUAUUAUUUGGUAAAGAAAAUCUAGUACACUUUGAAUACAAAUUAUACGAUUUUAAUCCAUCAUCACAAGAGUUUGAACUUGUUCUACAACUGAGCCCAUAUGGAUCAAACUAUAAACUGGUACUGAAUGUUAUUCAAGCAAUAUUCUGGCCAAAUGGAUUAAAAAUUUACCCAGAUCCUUGUUUCAAAACAAAGGAGAACUGUAUAGAAUCAGAUGUGAGUCCACUUCUGAUAUCAUUGAUAUCCACUUCUGUGAUUGGUGUGGUUUCACUUAUAUGUUUGCUCUAUAUGAUGAUUCGACGUUAUUUCCUGCAGAGGCAAGUUGAGAAAGGCCCAAAUAAGAUUGUACUACACAACGAUGACUUAAUCUUUGUUCACCGGAAAAAAAGCACAAAGAUACCAAAGAGUACAACAUUAUUUGGAAAACCAGAUCUUCUACGUGGUUCAGAGCCUUCUAAUUCAAUGUCAACCUUAAAUGAGAUUUCCGAGUUUUCUGAGACAGCCAGAUACAACGGAGACAUGAUCUACGUAAAAGACUUGAAAAUUAAACAUUCUGAUAUGAAAAGCCGGCCUAAAUUAAUGAGCCAUCUAAAAUUGCUCCGAGAACUUCGACAUGAAAAUUUAAACCCAUUUAUUGGGUUCUUAAAUGAUCCAGCAAGACCUUCAUUUAUUACAGAAUAUUGUACAAGAGGAAGUUUGGAGGAUGUUAUAUGUAACUUCGAUAUCAAGCUUGACUGGGAAUUCAAACUUUCCUUGUUAACAGAUCUUGUCAGGGGCCUACGUUACAUUCAAAGCUGUCCACUGAGGUAUCAUGGUAAUUUGAAGUCUCGGAAUUGUGUUAUUGAUAGCCGCUGGGUGUUAAAGAUCACAGAUUAUGGAAUCCCCGGCAUGCUAGAAGGUGGGAAGGCUGACAGGAAUCUCACAGCAGAAGAUAUGCUUUGGUUUGCUCCAGAAGUCCUUCGAAAUAUGAAUUCUAAAGGACGAUGGUUAGAUAAAAGUGAUGUGUACAGUUUAUCAAUAAUAAUGCAGGAAAUAAUUCUAAGAAAUACCCCCUACUCCAGCCAUGGCCUUUCAGCUGAAGAAAUAAUACAAAAAGUAAAGAAACCACCACCAUUAAUACGGCCAUCGGUCUCACCACAAGCUGCUCCACCACACUAUAUUCAGCUAAUGAAACAAUGUUGGGCUGAAAAUCCAGAUAUGCGUCCAGAUAUUGAAAGUAUAUAUCAUCAAUUUAAAGAGUUUAAUAAUGGAAGGAAACAAAAUUUUGUUGACACAAUGUUUAAAAUGCUAGAAAAAUAUUCAACAGAUUUAGAAGACAUUGUACGAGAAAGAACAAUGCAACUGGAAGAGGAGAAAAAGAAAACUGAUGAACUUUUAUACCGAAUGUUACCAUCAUCAGUUGCUGAGUGCUUAAAAUGUGGAAGAAGAAUUGAAGCAGAAAACUAUAGUGAUGUCACAAUCUACUUCAGUGAUAUUGUAGGUUUUACUUCCAUCUCAGCAAUGAGUACAGCCAUGGAAGUUGUUAACAUAUUAAAUGAACUUUAUACAAUGUUUGAUGCGACCAUAGACAAUUAUGAUGUAUAUAAGGUGGAAACAAUAGGGGAUGCUUAUAUGGUUGUAAGCGGUCUUCCAGAACGUAAUGGAAUAAAACAUGCCGGUGAAAUUGGCACAAUGGCAUUAGAUCUUUUGUACCAAUGUGGCAACUUACGAGUUAACCAUUUGUGGAAUAUGCCUUUGCUCCUGAGAAUUGGAUUACACACCGGCCCAUGUGCAGCCGGUGUGGUAGGGUUAAGAAUGCCAAGGUACUGUUUAUUUGGUGACACUGUUAAUACAGCUUCACGCAUGGAAUCCACAGGACUACCUUUCCGGAUACACUUGAGUGGUUGUACAAAAGCCAAGCUUGAUGAACUUGGGGGCUAUAAAUUUAAAUAUAGAGGAGAAGUCGAACUGAAGGGUAAAGGAAUAGCAAACACAUACUGGCUUGUUGGUAAAGAAGGAUUUGAUAAGAAGCUGCCAGCUGAUCCAACAAAAAGCAUGUCAGGAAUGAGUUCUAGUCAACUAAUUGAAGAACUGAUGAGAAUCUCGAAGGAAGCUGCUGAGAAAGAAGAACAGAUGGCAGCAAGUAAUAAAGCUGUACCAGUUGUAAUCGAGAGUCCAACAAGCAAUACAGCUGAAACUUCUCCAGUUGCAAGUAAUACUCGUUCUGAUGUGUCAAAGACAUCUCCGACUGUAUCCCAUCAAAUUUUUACCAAUGCAUCAGUUCAUGAUGAUGGAAGAGAUCUCGUUGCUAUUCACACUCGUACAGGGUCGCAAAAAGGAACCUCAUUAUUCAAUGAUCUAGAGUGUUUGGACACACGGCCUAUUGCCAGAAACACAAGCUAUGCCACUGGUAUUUGUAAAAGUUGGGGAAAUAUAACAAAAGUUGAUAAUAUGGCCUUGCACAGUGGUGACAGAAUGCAGACUCCAGGUAUUGUAAAAUCUGCACUCCGGCGAAUAAGUUCACAUAAGUUUGACAAAAGAGAAUCAAAGCUUGCCUUACCAAGGAGAGGAAGUACUCCUAAAGCAACAGACGGUCUUGAGUUGAAAGUAGUGCUUUCCAAAUCUGAUCAGAUAUUUCACCCUGACACUCUAAGACCUGUCUUCACACAUAAAGGUGGAAGUUUUCGACGAGUUGAUCCAAUAGAUACUAAGUUUUCAUGUAGUAACAAGGACAAAAAUAACAGCAUGUUAAAGAAUACUAAGCCUUCAAUUGAACCUGAAAAGCACAAUACAAAAGAGAUGUUGCUUAUAUCAAGAGAUGCUUCUCGAAAAUGUGCAUCUGAUCAACCAAUUGCAGAUACAGGACGAUCACAUUCUAAGAAAGAGACUCGUAAAAUAAAAGCUCUGGACACAACUGCAGUUUUCCCUGUUGAAACUAUUAGUGUCAUCAGUAAACCAGAACUGUUUGAACAGAAAGAUACAUCCCCAAAGAAGUCCAGCCCCCUAAAACAUGAUAAAAAUGAAGAAAAUAUGGCUGGAGAUAUUUGUAAUUUUUCAAAUCCUAAAGUUUGAAUGUCAUUGUUGGUCGUUGGUUUCCAAUACACAGACAUACACAGUUUUUCCUAAUAAUUGUUUGAAUUGUUUCCCUUUUUACCAUUGUUGUUAUUCAGUAAUAAAGUCAGGUUUCAUACAGGAAUUUCCAACUAUUCAAGGCGGUGCUCCAGCAUGGCCACAGUCAAAUGACUGAAACAAGUAAAAGAAUAAAAGAAUAUCUGGAAAAGGCAGUUAUACAUAUCAAAAUGGAUCAUAUGAAGAAAAAUAUUUGUGGUAAAAGAAAUCCAUUAUAAAAAAAUGCUAAGAACUUGAGACAAAAACCAUUUCCCAUACUUAAUGUUAAAGAGAUUUUACUUCUUCAUUAGAGUUUUUGAUCAGUGUU